This is a messenger RNA of Centropristis striata (black sea bass), 3196 nucleotides long. Its product is annotated as dynamin-1-like protein. Gene Ontology annotation, biological process: mitochondrial fission; mitochondrial fragmentation involved in apoptotic process. Gene Ontology annotation, molecular function: GTPase activity; microtubule binding; GTP binding. The transcript is spliced from 19 exons. Gene Ontology annotation, cellular component: cytoplasm; microtubule; mitochondrion. The record is from RefSeq and is a predicted model, not a curated record. NCBI's taxonomy places the organism in Eukaryota, Metazoa, Chordata, Actinopteri, Perciformes, Serranidae. Bases 241 to 2367 code for a protein of 708 amino acids.
UGCGUGAGAUCGCGGUAUACUAUCGCGGUAUUCUAGAGUACAGGGAUUGUAGUCCUGUCGUGAUCCUGGGCCUUUGCUGUUUCCCAUUUGGGAACUACAAGUCCCACUUCCGCACAAACGCUAUCGUCCAUCCAGUGGGUGUUGGUGUUGUUGCAAUGGUGGCGUCGGUGGGACAUUGAAUGACUUUGGCUCCAUCACGAAAUUAGCUCGGUUUAUUAAUUUUAUUCGCAAACGGCGAGUAUGGAGGCUCUGAUCCCCGUCAUAAACAAGCUCCAAGAUGUUUUCAACACAGUGGGAGCGGAUAUCAUACAGCUGCCGCAGAUAGCAGUAGUGGGGACUCAGAGCAGUGGUAAGAGCUCCGUGCUGGAGAGCUUGGUGGGCAGGGACCUGCUGCCCCGUGGGACUGGUAUCGUAACCAGGCGACCUCUCAUCCUGCAACUGGUCCAUGUAGAUCCUGGAGAUGCAAGGAAGAAUGAUGACACUGGCAGACAAGGUGAAGAGUGGGGCAAGUUUCUGCACACAAAAAAUCAGAUCUUCUCAGAUUUCGAAGAAAUCAGACAAGAAAUUGAAAAUGAAACGGAGAGAAUAUCUGGGAACAAUAAGGGGAUCAGCGAUGAUCCCAUUCAUCUGAAGAUAUUUUCUCCUCACGUUGUCAACCUCACGCUGGUGGACCUGCCUGGAAUCACUAAGGUGCCUGUGGGUGAUCAGCCUAACGACAUUGAGAUUCAGAUAAAGGAUCUAAUCCUGAAGCACAUCUCCAACCCUAACUGCAUCAUCCUGGCUGUCACCGCGGCUAACACAGACAUGGCCACCUCGGAGGCCCUCAAGUUGGCCCGGGAGGUCGACCCCGACGGCAGGAGGACUCUGGCCGUGGUGACCAAGCUGGACCUGAUGGACGCCGGCACUGACGCUAUGGACGUUCUGAUGGGCCGAGUCAUUCCUGUCAAACUGGGUCUCAUCGGAGUCGUCAACAGGAGCCAGCUGGACAUCAACAAUAAGAAGUCUGUGGCCGACGCCAUCCGAGACGAACACGGUUUCCUGCAGAAGAAAUAUCCAUCUCUCGCCACCAGAAACGGAACUAAAUACCUGGCCAGAACCCUGAACAGGUUACUGAUGCAUCACAUCCGAGACUGCCUCCCCGAGCUGAAGACACGGAUCAACGUCCUGGCAGCCCAGUACCAGUCCCUGCUCAGCAGCUACGGCGAACCCGUGGAAGACCAAAGUGCCACCUUGCUCCAGCUGAUCACCAAGUUUGCCACAGAAUACUGCAACACCAUCGAGGGCACGGCCAAAUACAUCGAGACGGCAGAGCUGUGCGGAGGAGCCAGAAUUUGUUACAUAUUCCACGAGACUUUUGGCAGAACGUUGGAGUCUGUGGAUCCUCUGGGAGGACUCAGCACCAUAGACAUCCUAACAGCCAUAAGGAACGCAACAGGCCCGCGUCCGUCCCUGUUUGUGCCCGAGGUUUCCUUCGAGCUGUUGGUGAAGAAGCAGGUGAAACGCCUGGAGGAGCCCAGUUUGCGUUGCGUGGAACUGGUCCACGAGGAGAUGCAGAGGAUCAUCCAGCACUGCAGCAACUACAGCACACAGGAGCUGCAGAGAUUUCCUAAGCUGCAUGAGGCAAUUGUGGAAGUCGUCACCUCCCUCCUGAGGAAGAGGCUGCCCAUCACCAACGAGAUGGUGCAUAACUUGGUUGCAAUAGAGCUGGCCUACAUCAACACCAAACACCCAGACUUUGCAGAUGCCUGUGGGGUCAUGAAUAACAAUAUAGAGGAGCAAAGGAGAAACCGGAUGAGAGAGCUGCCUGCUGCGGUGCCCAGGGACAAGUCUGUUGGCAAAGGCCCGGCUGGCCCAACUGGGGUUUCUGGCGAGCCUUCUGCGUCUGGAGCAGACAUGGACGGUGCCAAGGCCCCCGCUGCAGGGCCCCAGGGUGAGCAGGACGGCACGGGGAACUGGAGGGGGAUGCUGAAGAAAGGAGAGGAAGCCCCCGGCUCUGGACCUGGAAGCCCCCUUAAAGGAGUGGUCAAUCUGCUCGAUGUGCCUGUACCGGUGGCCAGGAAGCUGUCGUCACGUGAGCAGAGGGACUGUGAGGUCAUCGAGCGCCUCAUCAAGUCCUACUUCCUCAUCGUUCGCAAGAAUAUCCAGGACAGUGUGCCGAAGGCAGUGAUGCACUUCCUGGUCAACCAUGUGAAGGACAGCCUCCAGAGCGAGCUUGUUGGCCAGCUGUAUAAAUCUGGCCUCCUCAACGAUCUGCUGACUGAGUCAGAGGAUAUGGCCCAGCGGCGCAAGGAGGCCGCCGACAUGCUACAGGCGUUGCAGAAAGCCAGCCAGGUGAUCGCUGAGAUCAGGGAAACGCAUCUGUGGUGAAAAAAAUCAAUGAAAGGAGCCGAAGCUGAUCUGUUAUCUCCUCAUCAUGCCUGAAGGACCGACGCUCCAUGCACUCAUCAUGUCUAAACAUGACGUUUGGAUUUGCAACCAUGAAAAUGCACUGUUCUGAUCCCUGCUCUGUAGAAGUAGGUAAGAGAAAUGUAAGUUAAUUGUUUUGUGUUGUUUAGAGUUUAUGAAAACGCACUGCUAAUGUUCAAGAUAAGAUUUUAGAAGCGGCAGUUGCCUCCCACGGCUCCUGGAGGAAUGGAGAGUGCAGCCAAAGGCAAAGUACUUUUCAUGUUUGACAGACUGUGGUUAACCAGUAUGGAAAUGGACUUUUGUGUGAAGUGGAAAUGAAAAUUUUGAUGCCAUUUUGGCAGCUCCAUAAAGCAUUGUUCUAAUGUUUGGGCUCUCGGUUAUAAAUGCUGAAAACUUUAUUCAUCUCAUCUGUAACCGGGUCAUUUAGGAGUAGCUGUCAUGUGUCAGAAAACAUGGAACCUCAGAAGUCAUUGUGUAACAAUACAGCAGGGAUUGGUUCACUAAAUUUAAAUCCGAGGUGCUCCUGAAUUGAUCAUGUUGGUCCUCUUACCUGUGUACAUACUGUCACUUUUUUGCACUGUUGUCACAGCACUGUACUGUAUAGAAAGUCCAUUAUCCUGACACUAUAAUGCCACCAGAAUCUUUAUUUAUUAAUGUGUAAUUUAAAUGUGUGAAUUGUUUAAUUUUGUUUACAUAUCGCUGCCUACAUGUGAAAUAUAUGGUGCACUGUGUUUCUUUGUGUAUGGUUCCCUGAAGAAGAAUAAAUAGAGGUAUUUUAUUGCCAGUUGAA